Molecule: messenger RNA, 1504 nt
Organism: Tupaia belangeri chinensis (Chinese tree shrew)
Lineage: Eukaryota; Metazoa; Chordata; Mammalia; Scandentia; Tupaiidae
Gene: CAMKMT
Product: calmodulin-lysine N-methyltransferase
Exons: 11
Coding region: 138-1109 (323 amino acids)
Cellular component (GO): cytoplasm
Molecular function (GO): calmodulin-lysine N-methyltransferase activity
Source: RefSeq, a predicted model, not a curated record
GGAAAUGCAGGACGAGGGGAGGGCGCGCGCGCAAAGGCCGUAGGCGAGAGGCCGGGCGUCACAGGUCCUGACAGGGAAGAAGUAGACAGGUCCUGGCAGCGGAGAGCAGUGGCUACGGCGCCUCCCGAUCCAGUGGGAUGGAGUUGCGAAUCUCAGACGCGCGGGCUGACGAGACGGAACUAUCCGCAGGAGGGGCCCCAGCUACAGGCGGCGCCGCUCGGGGACCCGCAGUCUCGGUGCCCCUGGGAGCCGCCCGGUGGAAGCUCCUGCGGCAGGUUCUGAAGCGAAAACACCUGGAUGAUUGUCUGCGACAUGUGUCUGUAAGAAGAUUUGAGUCAUUUAAUCUGUUUUCAGUAACAGAAGCCAGAAAAAGGAAAAAUGAAGAGGAGGUUGAUGCAUGGGUGCAAUAUACAAGCAUCUUUUAUCCUGAAUACAGUAUCUCCUUAAGGCAUAAUAAUGGAUCCUUAAAUGUGGAAGAUGUUCUUACCAGCUUUGACAAUACAGGAAAUGUUUGCGUCUGGCCGUCUGAAGAGGUUUUGGCUUACUACUGCCUCAAGCACAGUAAUAUAUUCAGGGACCUUGCUGUGUGUGAGCUAGGGGGUGGCAUGACAUGCUUGGCUGGGCUCAUGUUUGCUAUUUCUGCAGAUGUCAAAGAAGUUCUGUUAACUGAUGGGAAUGAAAAGGCCAUCAGAAAUGUGAGAGACAUCAUCAGAAGAAAUCAGGAGGCUGGUGUAUUUAAGACUCAGAAAAUAUCAAGCUGCGUUUUACGAUGGGAUAAUGAGACAGAUGUCUCUCAACUGGAAGGACAUUUUGACAUUGUUAUGUGUGCUGACUGCCUCUUUCUGGACCAGUACAGAGCCAGCCUUGUUGAUGCAAUAAAGAGAUUACUCCAGCCCAGGGGGAAAGCAAUGGUAUUCGCCCCACGCCGAGGGAAUACUUUAAACCAGUUUUGCAAUCUAGCUGAAAAAGCUGGUUUCUCUAUCCAAAGACAUGAAAAUUAUGACGAACACAUUUCAAACUUCCACUCCAAGCUGAAAAAGGAAAACCUGGACAUGUAUGAAGAAAACCUUCAUUACCCACUUCUGCUUAUCUUAACCAAAAAUGGAUAGAAAAUUAAGCUACUCAGAAGAUGAAGAAAACAUCAAGGGCACAAGGAAUAUUUUCACAAAGACAGAAAUCUGUAAUGAGUGUAAUAUUUAGAAAGUCACUAUCUCCCUGAGAGUUUUAAACACCCAGGAUUUGGGGCCAUGCUCUUUGCAACAUUCCGUGUGUGGGUUCUGGACUCCAUUUGCCUUCACUCACAUUAUUCUCUAGCUAUCCUCGCCCAGCUCCCUCACCUCUUCUUUUUACAGUCUGCUUAUUGCUCUUCCAAACCUUUGUUUGUUUUUAAAUAUGUGUAAGCGACCUGUCUCAGAUUGGAAUUUGACUCUGGAGCAACUUAAAUAUUUUUCCCUCUGAGAUAGAAUUUCUUUAGGCGAUUCCCACCCCUUUAAAAAAAAUAAAC